UCCUCGCAUCCUGCGCUGACCCUCCGAUACCCGCCUGCGGAGCAACAAGCCUUGCUGCCUGGGGAAAAGAGCUUUAUCUACUGUUAAGCCAAAGCCAUCGGGUCUGUCAACAGCAUGGACGAGAGGAUCGUUUGUCUUUAUCAGGCAGACCUUCACAGUGAGGAGAGAUGGGCAGCUUGUAUAAGGAUGAACAGGGUGACUGGAUCACGGUUUGUCUCAAGUACCUCCUCUUCGUUUUCAACUUCCUGUUUUGGAUGGGCGGCGGGGUGGUGAUGGGUGUCGGGAUCUGGACGCUGGUCGAUAAAGGAGAGUACCUGAGCCUGCUGGCCUCUAGUACAUUCGCUGUGUCCGCCUACAUCCUGAUCCUGGCAGGAGGGCUGGUGAUGGUCACCGGGUUCUUGGGCUGCUGUGCUGUCAUACGUGAGCAGAGGAGCUGUCUGUCCACGUACUUCUCCUGUCUGCUUCUGAUCUUCCUAAUUGAGCUGGUGGCUGGUGUCCUGGCCUACGUUUAUUACCAGGCGCUGAGUGAAGAGCUGAAGCAGCACUUGAGCAAGACGAUGACGGAGAACUAUGCCCGACCUGGAAAAGAGAGCAUCACUCAGUCUGUGGACAGACUACAGCAGGAUUUCAAGUGCUGUGGGAGCAACAACUCCUUUGACUGGAUGCACAGUGUGUACAUCAUGUCCCCGGAAGCGGAGAAGCGGCUGGUCCCUGACAGCUGCUGUAAGACCAUCACCCCUCAGUGUGGAAAGAGAGACCACCCCUCGAACAUCUACAAGGUGGAGGGCGGCUGUAUCACUAAACUGGAGCAGUUUCUGGCAGAUCACUUGCUCAUUAUUGGUGCUGUGGGAAUAGGCGUGGCCUGUCUACAGAUUUGUGGAAUGGUGUUCACCUGUUGCCUGCAUAGGCGAAUUAAACUGGACCCGUACUGAUCACUCGGAAAUGUUAUAUGCCUUUAUUACACUCUAAAACACACAUACAUGGCCUUACUACAGUGUCCAUUUUAAACUGCACGACCAAAUUAAUUUGCAUUAAUAUAAGGGCUUUAUUAUCUUUUAUUUGCCACUUUUUAGACAAAUUUUGCUAGUGUUAUUGCCUCCUUAUGAUCCUAAUAGUCUAGAAAGAUGUGGGAUAUUGCCCUGUAGUCAUUUAGAUGUCAACGCUCUAAAAAAUGCUGGGUUGUUUCAACCCAAUGUUGGGUCAAAU
This is a messenger RNA of Sinocyclocheilus grahami, 1206 nucleotides long. Its product is annotated as tetraspanin-11-like. NCBI's taxonomy places the organism in Eukaryota, Metazoa, Chordata, Actinopteri, Cypriniformes, Cyprinidae. Bases 168 to 932 code for a protein of 254 amino acids. The transcript is spliced from 9 exons. Gene Ontology annotation, cellular component: plasma membrane. The record is from RefSeq and is a predicted model, not a curated record.